AUGCGAGACAAGAAGGUGACAGAAUUUGAAACUCUCAGACAAGGAAAUAAAACCGUUACGGAGUAUGAAGCCCAAUUUGCAGAGCUAGCCCGAUUUGCACCUCAUAUGGUGGAUACGGAUUAUAAGAAAGCACGAAAAUUUGAAGGGGAAUUACGGAAUGCUAUCCUUGACCGAGUCAACAUGUUGAAGUUACCCACCUAUGUUGAUGUGUUGGAGAGGGUUGUUAUAGCAGAGGGAAACAUUGCUGCUCAAGAUCGGAUUUCUGAGUGGGAAGGAAAGAGGCAGAACAUUCAAUUAUCAAAGGGGUCAGUCACUCCACCAAACAAGAAACAAAAUUCAGGGACCUCUAGUACUUCCACCCCUACUCAAGAUUCAACUCCUGUUUGUUCAGAAUGUGGAAAGAAGCACCAUGGGACUUGCUAUCGGUUGACUGGAGCAUGUUUUAGGUGUGGCAAAAUGGGUCAUCUGGUGAAGGACUGUCUGCAAAGAAAUCAACAAAAUGGAAAUAGGGCUACUGCAAGUUCAGUAGGGUCUACACUAGCUCCCAACACCAAGUCAACUGUGAAGCCUGUUAACAAUAAAGACACCGCGAGACAAGGGAGGGUGUUUGCAUUGGUUCCGGGAGAUGUGCAAAAUGCUACAACAGUGGUGUCAGGUACAUUUAUUGUUCACGGUUAUUCAGCUCAUAUAUUGUUUGAUUCUGGCUCUACCCAUUCCUUCGUGUCAAAACUAUUUGCUCAAAAUUUAGAUAGAUUUGAGGAAGUAUCAUCUUAUAUGUUAUGUGUGUCUUCACCUUUGGGAGACUCUAUGGCCUGUACUUCUGUAUAUUUUGCUUGUGAACUCCUAAUUGGGGAUAUCCAGGAUCCGGGAGACAUAACUGUCAACUGGUUCGAUUUAGAUGGGUCAGUAGAAGCUACCGAGUGGCUCAGUGAUGAGCCAGAUGCUAUUGAACAACUUCAGGAAGACCAGGGGCAAUCAAGGGUUGAAAUAUCAUCAACAGUGGCCGGAGUGGCCGGAGAUCAGAAUGAACUGCCGGGGAGCAUCGGUGUUAAGAAUUUCGCUCAAGAUCAGAACAGUUUGAGUACAGGGGAUGCUGAGUAG
This is a messenger RNA of Camellia sinensis, 1101 nucleotides long. RefSeq lists its product as uncharacterized. NCBI's taxonomy places the organism in Eukaryota, Viridiplantae, Streptophyta, Magnoliopsida, Ericales, Theaceae. The record is from RefSeq and is a predicted model, not a curated record. Gene Ontology annotation, molecular function: zinc ion binding; nucleic acid binding.